Molecule: messenger RNA, 414 nt
Organism: Lottia gigantea (owl limpet)
Lineage: Eukaryota; Metazoa; Mollusca; Gastropoda; Lottiidae
Exons: 4
Coding region: 1-414 (137 amino acids)
Cellular component (GO): extracellular region
Molecular function (GO): hormone activity
Source: RefSeq, a predicted model, not a curated record
AUGGGUCAAUAUGAACCACCGUCAAGAGAUGCAAUGUCUAACUUUAAAAGUUUAAUGUUAACCAAAGAUCAACGUCAACCAGAUUGGUUGAUAAAACCAAUAAACAAAACAACAGAUAUGCAAAAAUUAGUGUUAUCGUUAUUAAUAUUAGCAGCAGUAGUUAUGCUGGAAGUGACGAGUCAAGAUUCCAUGCUAGCACCACCAGACAGGCCUUCAGAAUUCAGAUCACCUGACGAACUCAGAAGAUACCUUAAAGCAUUAAAUGAAUAUUACGCCAUUGUUGGGAGACCAAGAUUUGGAAGAAGUGUCAACAAAAGAUCUGCCGCAGACUAUCUUUUCAAGCCAUCGCAUAAAAACGAUUAUGAGUACCUGUAUGACGAAAGGGAUGAGAGGUUUCCAUCACCAUAUUAUUGA